UCCUUCUGACUUUACAUAGACAGGAAAUCCACGCAGCAAUGUAAACCGUUGAAUGCCACUAAAGUCUGUUCACUUUGUGAGAUGCCGACCGACCGACAAUGUGCUGUCUUCAUUAUUAUUACUUAGGGUAACAGUGAUAGUGAGCUAGUACGGCAGCAGGAAGUGUUUUGUACAAAUUUACGACGCAUCUCCGCAUGAACGGCCCAGUUAACUUCAGCUGACGUCAACAGACUCUCGAGGAUCCAUCCUAGUCACCUCACGUGAGCCGACAUUCCUGAUUUGAAGCUUCACUGAUACGCCAACAUGUCUAACAUGGACUCUGUCAGAGUGCGGGUCUUUUCUCUGAACUGCUGGGGGAUCCGAUAUCUAAGCAAAUACUGUCCACAGCGCUAUGCCAUGAUUGGUGAAAUGUUGUGUAAGGAACAGCAUGAUAUUGUGUUACUGCAAGAGGUGUGGAGUGAGAAAGACUAUCUCUUCUUGAAAAAGAAACUUGCUUCUUGUCACCCUCACUCUCAUUACUUCAGAAGUGGCGUCAUAGGCAGUGGACUGGCCAUUUUCUCCAAACACAGAAUCCGCGACACAUUUCUUUAUCGCUACUCACUGAAUGGUUAUCCUUACAUGGCUCACCAUGGAGACUGGUUUGGUGGUAAAGCUGUUGGGAUGGCUAUCCUAAACCUCGGCAGCCUGACUGCAAAUGUCUAUGUCACUCAUCUGCAUGCAGAGUACUCCCGAGAGAAGGACUCUUAUCUACCUCACAGAGUGGUUCAGGCCUGGGAGCUGCAGCAGUUCAUUCGCCACACCUCUGCUGGUGCAGAUGUGGUCAUUGUUGGUGGUGACCUCAACAUGCACCCUCAGGACCUUGGGAACAGACUACUGAGGGCUUACACUGGACUGCAAGACUCUUAUUUAGAAACAGCUAAAUUUGAUGGAUGUGAGAAUGGUAUGACUCUUAUAGCAGACAACCCUUUUAUUAGUAAAAAGGAGCUUGUACCCUUUGAGAAGGGGAUUCGAAUUGACUACAUACUAUUUAAGGGUUCUUCAAAAGCCGACGUCCAUUGUGAUUCCAUGUCCACCACCAAAGGCUCCGUUCCCAACCAUCCUUUCCCAUACUCCGACCAUGAAGCUCUCACUGCUGAACUGAGGCUGGAGCUGCACACUCCGGCUGAAACAGGAAGUGACAGAAAAUUGAAGAAUAAGGACUCUACUACAGGGAAACUGGCUGAACUGGUUGACAUUGUGACUGAGGCCCGCACUGAAGUCAAAGUGGGCUUGCACUGUGCUGAGAGGAUGCGCUACACAGCAGCACGCACUGGAGUGAUGGGGCUGGCUCUGCUGUUCCUGGAGCUGGUCAUCGCCGCGGUGCCCUACUUAGCUCUGGGAGCAGAACAGCCUUUCCCUCGUACUUCCUUCUACCUGCUGGCUGUGCUGUGCUUUGCCAUCCUGCUGGCCACCUCCAUGUUGUACAUCUUUUACACAAUGGAGCUGAAAUCACUUCAGGGAGCUGAAGACCAGAUGAGGCUGGGUAUAGGUAGUCUGCAAGAGAAGCUUAAGGGCUUUUGUCUAGCUCAACUUCAUAAUCCCUCAGGAAGGCCCCCAGAGGUUCAGGAGCCCAGUGCCUUUGAGCCAGAGGAGUAAUGCAGAGGCCAAGUAUGUCAAAGUCGAAAAGGCGACUUUGAAGUCACUUUUAUAGUGAACAUGUGAGGAGCUUUGCUCCCCUGAAUAUUUUAGAUUUGGAGAUUUAUAUUCAUAUUGCAGAAUCAAUCAUAAGUGAAAUGCUUCUCUGAAAGUAGUGCAGGGCAUAUGCAUUGACAUUAUAUACUUUUAUAUAGAGCUCUGUAGGCUUUUAUUACACCUAGAUUUCACUUGAUGCACCUAGAAUAUACAAAUGUACUGUAAUGCUUCUGUGCUGUUAUGCUGAAGGUCAUUAAGUCUGACCAUUUGUGUUUUUUAGCCUCAGGUCCGAUUUGCAUUCCACCCACCAGUAGAUUCACCGGGACCAUUUUUUUCUUCCCUUUUUUGAGUUUAAUAAUCAACUGCACAGAGAUUAUGGUUCCAGGUUGUGUUUGACCGUGUCUUUAAUGUGUUAAAUACAUGAAGAAAGUAGCUCUGUGAUCUCCAUUGCAAUAGAAGACACAGACACUCGACAUGUAGAAGGUUUACAUUUCAGUCAGUAAUAUUUUUCCUCUACAACAGCACUUGUCAGGAUCCUUUGUACUGUAGAUAAAGGAACAAAGUCUGUCUGCACGUAUCAUUUGUCAUGCUCUCUGUUAUAGUGUCUUAAUCUUAAAGACAAUCUACACUCCUCUCAUAUGUAUAGAGUGAAAAUACUGAAAAUGUUCUGCUCUUGACUUUGACCUCUUUUGGACACAUUUUUGCAAAGCACAAUAUACCAUAGAAAAUAAAAACAGAAUACAUCAGUUAGUGUGCAGUGCACUUUGUUGAUUAACCUGGUAAACCACUUCCCUAUAGUUUUGCUAGGAGAUUGCUUAAUAUGUUACAUUGCUAAAAUACCAUGUUGUAACUCAAGAGUUUGAACGUUUACUGUCACCUCAGUGGAGAAGAAGCACUUCGCAGUUCUUAAGUUCAUUAUGGGCUAUAGAAUUUCAGAUACUUGAUGUUCAUUCCAACUGGAAACUGUGAUGGGCAUGAUCAUGAAAGCAAUAAUAAAGACUUUAUGCACAUGCUUAUGAACUGCUGUGGCUCUAUGUAGACCUGACAAGUCGUCACGAGAUGGCGUCUGACAUUUCAAACUAUAGUUUGUAUUCCCUGAGAUUCACAUAUUCACCACUAGAGAGCAGUCAAAGUACAGUACAGUGCCAGAACAGGUCUUUCU
Molecule: messenger RNA, 2833 nt
Organism: Pelmatolapia mariae (spotted tilapia)
Lineage: Eukaryota; Metazoa; Chordata; Actinopteri; Cichliformes; Cichlidae
Gene: smpd2b
Product: sphingomyelin phosphodiesterase 2b
Exons: 11
Coding region: 304-1635 (443 amino acids)
Molecular function (GO): sphingomyelin phosphodiesterase activity
Source: RefSeq, a predicted model, not a curated record